Trichoderma atroviride IMI 206040 is the source of this 3291-nucleotide messenger RNA. RefSeq lists its product as uncharacterized. The record is from RefSeq and is a predicted model, not a curated record. Lineage: Eukaryota; Fungi; Ascomycota; Sordariomycetes; Hypocreales; Hypocreaceae.
AUGAUCAACUGGAAGUACGACCUGUUUCUCUACGGCAUGGGCAAUCUGGUGAACCUGUUCUUCAGAGAGGUUAUACCACGAGGCGCAUGGAGAGUUCCACAGAGCGGACCGGUGCUCUUUGUCGCUGCGCCGCAUGCAAACCAGUUUGUCGACGCCAUCCUUCUGCAACGAACACUGCGACUAGACGCCAACCGCCGAGUAUCGCUCCUGAUUGCGCAGAAGUCUGUCCACGGCUUCAUUGGCUGGGGAUCCCGCCAGGUCGGCUCCGUUCCCGUCGGGCGAGCACAAGACGCCGCGAAGCCUGCAACGGGCUUCAUCUAUCUCCCGGACCCGAUCAACGACCCGACACUGAUUCGAGGAGUGGGUACAAAGUUUGGCGAGGGCGAGGGCGAGCCUCAGGGAAUGCUGUUUUUGCCCCCGGGUAAGAAGACAUCUGGCGAAAGUGUCAACAUUGAUCAGAUCCUAGGCCCCGAGGAAAUUCGCAUCAAGCGACCGUUCAAGACUCAACUGGGCCUGAAGCAGCUCACCGGUCGAGACGAUAUUGACAAAGAUGGCAACUUUACGAAUAAAUCAAUCAACGGUCCGGCGCCGGGAUAUCAAGGGACUAAAUACAAGCUUGCGCCUCAUACGGAUCAGACAAAAGUAUACGAGGCUGUCUUUGCGCGACUGAGGAGUGGUGGAUGUGUCGGUAUCUUCCCCGAAGGCGGCAGCCACGAUCGCUCCGAGCUGCUCCCAAUCAAGGCCGGCGUGGCCAUCAUGGCUCUGGGAGCGCUGGCCGAGUCGCCCAACUGUGGCCUCAAGAUUGUGCCCGUGGGCAUGAACUACUUCCACCCGCACAAGUUCCGCUCGCGUGCUGUUAUUGAGUUUGGAGCGCCCUUUGAGAUACCGCCGCACGUGGUUGAAAUGUACCGGAAUAACCAGCGAAGAGAGGCAAUCGGCCAGGUCAUCGACACUGUCUACCAAGCACUCAGCUCUGUGACCGUCUCGGCUCCGGAUUACGACAUCCUGAUGGUGAUUCAAGCAGCGAGAAGACUCUACAAUCCUACCGGCAAGAAGUUGCCUUUGCCCGUCGUGGUGGAACUAAACCGACGCUUGGCGCUGGGCUACGAGCGUUAUAAAAACGAUGAGAGGAUAACUAAGCUGUCCAAGAGCGUGAAAGAGUACAAUUCGCAGCUACGGUAUCUCAACUUGAGGGAUCACCAGGUGCAGUACGCCACCAUGUCGAUCUGGAAAGUAAUUGUGCUUUUCAUCUACCGCUCGAUCAAGCUCCUGAUUCUCUUCCUCUGCACGGUCCCCGGUCUCCUCUUGUUCUCCCCAGUCUUUGUGGCCACAAAGAUUAUCAGCCGAAAGAAGGCCAAGGCAGCACUGGCGGGCUCAACUGUCAAGAUCCGUGGACGUGACGUCAUGGCCACAUGGAAGAUUCUCGUUGCCUGUGGAUUGGCUCCGACGCUCUAUCACGGCUACUCGAUUGCUGUCGUUGCUAGGGCCUGGUAUGACCGUCUCUGGGGCUAUCUACCGGAAUGGGUGCCUCUUUUCUUUGUGUAUCUGGCUAUCUGGGUGGUCUGGGUGGCUAUCACCAUUGCUGCGCUGCGGUUCGGAGAGGUGGGGAUGGAUAUUUUCAAGUCUCUUAGACCGCUGGUGCUAUGUCUGGUUCCUGCAUCUGAUUACAACAUUCAUAAGCUGAAACUGAGGCGGGCAGAGCUGAGCGCGCAGGUAACGGAGCUGAUCAACACACUUGGACCAGAAAUGUUCUCCGACUUUGAUAAAACAAGACUCGUUCCUGAUUUCACGAAAGUCGAGACAGGCGGCACUCAGUCAUCGCCCGCAGAGACUCGCCCCCGGCGCGACAGCGACCAGUCAAGCACCGGUGUCGAUUUGGAGACGCCCCCAGCGCUAUCACGCCGCAGCACUACGCAGUCCAGCCGCUUGUUGCCCAGGAACGACUCUUUCAGUAACAUUGGCAGAGUUGGCAUCUUCUCAACACGGCCGCCAUCACGCUCACGCAGCCGCUCCAACAGCUCGGGUGGCGGUUUCGGAUCUAGCGGCUUCCCAAUCAGCGGAUUCACAACUCUGGAUUCUGCUGAAGGCUUUGGUGAAGCCAGCCGCAAGAUCAGAGAAGCCAUGAAGGACAGGCGGAGGAAGUCUGAUAAGGUCAAGAUGCAAAGCGAGAAUCAGAAAAUGGCCGUCUCGCUGAAAUCACUCAUGAACUCGGUGCUGGGCGCCGUGCCGGCCUCGGUCGCGGGGCAGUUGGCGGCACCGUCGUCGAGUGGGGGCUCGGCGCCGAUGGAGGCGCUCUUCGGAAAGACGUCUGCCGAGGUGGACGGCGAGGAGUGUCUGCACGACUGUGAGAGCUGCUCGGUCAAGUACCCGCGUGGCUUCAAGGUUGACGAGGAGGAUCUGCUGUAUGGACAGGUAAAGGGAUGGAGCACGCAUGUGCUGGUGGGGACGGGGAAGAGUGAUUGGGUGAGAGACGUGGCGGAUGAGAAGGGGAGUGUGAUGGAGGCGAUUCAGAAGGUUGGCGGAGUGACGAAUGGGAGACUCAUGCUGUCCGCAUCCAACAUACCCACGCCUCACGACACCCACGACUACUCAGAACCCACCACCGUCAUUCUCCUCCCGGCCUUUGCCACCGUGCAAAACGUGCAUCCAAAGAACGUCUCUCAGCUCAUCACCAGCGUCAUCAACAACGCACCCACGAGCUCGUCUCCUCUCGUCCCCUGGCGCUCAGUCAUCCCCGCCUCACUCCCCAGCCCAGACGCCUCAUUACCCGAUCUCACCAUCAACUCAUGUCCGCAUAGCGCCGUGAUCCUCUUGUGCAGUCAGAAGACGCGAGACGCCCGCUGCGGCCAGAGCGCACCGCUUCUGCGCAAGGAGCUGGAGAGACAUUUGCGUCCGCUAGGCUUGUAUCGUGAUUUACACGACGAAAGACCAGGCGGUGUGGGAAUCUACUUUAUUAGCCAUGUUGGCGGUCAUAAGUACUCUGCUAAUGUGAUGGUGUAUCGACGGCCGAAUCCAUUUGGCAAGGAUGAUGAGCCGCUGCCCGAAGGAGUAGUCGAAGCGGCGGCGGCGAAGGAGGAUAAUGAAGAAGAAGGAAAGGAUGAGAGUCCAACAGAGAAUGAAGGGGGAGAGAAAGAGGAUGUGGGAGCUGCGCAGUGUAUUUGGCUGGCAAGAAUACGGCCAGAGGACUGCGAGAACCUGGUGAGAUAUACCGUGUUGAAGGGUAAGGUUGUGAAGCCCGAGAGGCAGCUGAGAGGAGGAUUCGAUAGAGGGAGGGGAGUGAUGAGUUGGUGA